Molecule: messenger RNA, 2806 nt
Organism: Tupaia belangeri chinensis (Chinese tree shrew)
Lineage: Eukaryota; Metazoa; Chordata; Mammalia; Scandentia; Tupaiidae
Gene: NUP54
Product: nucleoporin 54
Biological process (GO): nuclear pore organization; protein localization to nuclear inner membrane; NLS-bearing protein import into nucleus
Cellular component (GO): nuclear pore central transport channel; nuclear pore
Molecular function (GO): structural constituent of nuclear pore
Source: RefSeq, a predicted model, not a curated record
UCUCCCGCCCGCGCGGAGUCUUGAGGGGCGUCAGGAAAGGGCAGGCGGCGGCCGAGCUGGCCGAGCGGCCCCUGAGGAGGUCUCGAGGGUACUCGAGGCCCAGCUCGGAGCUCGCGCGGCAGGCGUGGGUCUCCGCAGGGCCCUGCCCUCCCGGUUCGCUUCCCGCCUCCGAGGAGUCCGAUUCUGUGAGAUUGGACACUGCUCCCCUCUCCCCUCGCGCGAGACCCUCCCUCCCCUCUCCAGCUCAGUUUCCCCGACCCGGGAACGGUCACGUUCUUCCGCGGCCGGACUUGAUCAGGACAGGGCUGGGGAGCCCCGGGCGCUCCCCUGCGGCUCCCUUGGUUCCAGCCUCGAACGGGCGGGAGUUUCGCCCCGGCCCCUUUUGGUGCUUGCUAUGGGACUUCACGCUCCUGCGUCUUCCGUCUGUUUCCACCCCCUCUACUUUCUUAACCUCUUUGGAGCAAAGUCAGGUUUGGUCGCGUCUGUGAAAUCUCUUGCUGAUUCUUCUAAUCUUUAUCUUGCCUUUUUUUUUUUUCUUCUCCCCCCCCCCCUUUUUUUGAAAAUUUUGUUUGUUUCUUUGCCUGUAUGCCUAUUAGGAUUUGGUGGGCUUGAGACUGCCAACUCCACCGCCAGUGGGUUUAAUUUUGGGGGUUUCGGAUUAACUGCUAAUCCUGCAGUGAACUUUAAUAUUGGGAAUUUCGGUGUAUCUACUACCUCGGCGACUCCGUUCAAUUUUGGUAACAGUCUGGCAAGUGCAGGUGGGUUUGGAGGAUUUGGGACAACAACUACUACUGCGGGUUCUGCGUUCAGCUUUUCCACCCCAGCUAACACAGGCACCACUGGACUCUUUGGUGGUACUCAGAACAAAGGUUUUGGAUUUGGUACUGCUUUUGGCACAACAACAGGAACUAGUACUGGGUUAGGUACUGGUUUGGGAACUGGACUGGGAUUUGGAGGAUUUAACACACAGCAGCAGCAGCAGACUACAUUAGGUGGUCUCUUCAGCCAGCCUACACAAGCUCCUACCCAGUCCAACCAGCUGAUAAAUACUGCAAGUGCUCUUUCUGCCCCAACACUACUGGGAGAUGAGAGAGAUGCUAUUUUGGCAAAAUGGAAUCAACUACAGGCCUUUUGGGGAACAGGGAAAGGAUAUUUCAACAAUAACAUCCCACCUGUGGAAUUCACACAAGAAAAUCCCUUCUGCCGAUUUAAGGCAGUAGGCUAUAGCUGCAUGCCCAAUAACAAGGACGAAGAUGGAUUAGUUGUUUUAGUUUUCAACAAAAAAGAAACAGAUAUUCGAAGUCAGCAACAGCAGUUGGUAGAAUCAUUGCAUAAAGUUUUGGGAGGAAUCCAGACCCUCACUGUAAAUGUAGAGGGUAUUAAAACAUUGCCAGAUGACCAGACAGAAGUUGUCAUUUAUGUUGUUGAGCGAUCUCCAAAUGGUACUUCAAGAAGAGUUCCAGCUACAACACUGUAUGCCCAUUUUGAACAAACCAACGUAAAAACACAAUUGCAGCAGCUCGGCGUAACUCUUUCUAUGACUAGAACAGAACUUUCUCCUGCGCAGAUCAAACAACUUUUACAGAAUCCUCCUGCUGGUGUUGAUCCUAUUAUCUGGGAACAAGCCAAAGUGGAUAACCCUGAUGCUGAAAAGUUAAUUCCUGUACCAAUGGUGGGUUUCAAAGAACUUCUCCAUAGACUGAAGGUUCAAGAUCAGAUGACUAAGCAGCAUCAGACCAGAUUAGAUAUUAUAUCUGAAGAUAUUAGUGAGCUACAAAAGAAUCAGACCACAACUAUGGCCAAAAUUGCGCAAUACAAGAGGAAACUCAUGGAUCUUUCCCACAGAACCUUACAGGUCCUAAUCAAACAGGAAAUUCAAAGGAAGAGAGGCUAUGCCAUCCAGGCUGGUGAGGAGGAGUUGCGGGUUCAGCUAGAUACAAUUCAGUGUGAACUGAAUGCACCUACCCAGUUCAAGGGCCGACUAAAUGAACUGAUGUCCCAAAUCAGGAUGCAGAAUCAUUUUGGAGCCGUGAAAUCUGAAGAAAGAUAUUACAUAGAUGCAGAUCUGUUACAAGAAAUCAAGCAGCAUUUGAAACAACAACAAGAAGGCCUUAGUCACUUGAUCAGCAUUAUAAAAGACGACCUAGAAGACAUAAAGUUGGUAGAGCAUGGAUUGAAUGAGACCAUCCACAUCAGAGGGGGCAUCUUUACUUGACAGUUCAUGAACUUCUGUUAGAGGUUUGCAUUGUAAAAUGCGUCCUCCUACCACUUCGAGCCUUCCUUUAGAAUAAAACUGACAGUCCUGACAGUCGGAAAGGAAAGAAAACAGGCCUCUCUUGGCCUGCUUCUUUGAGAAGGUUAAUGACGAGUUACCUUUCAUCAGAUCUGAAAUACACAAUUACCCAAAGUAUACGUACUUUCGUACAUUUUUACAACAGCAUUUUCUCAUCCAUAAUCAGUGUUUAAUGAUUAUUCUCCAUUGAGCCUGCUUUCCAUAGCAAGUAAACACGAAAUACUUUGCACAUAACAAAAUAAAUUGUAUAAUUUCUUGACUGUUAGAGAUUUGUACUUCAGAGUGUAAAAGUACUUCAGUUUUUAUAUUUGAAUUCAUCUCUGAGGGGAGUAAAGAAAAUCCAAAAUUAUUUAAUAAUUAAUAUGUUUUUCUUUUUCUUUGAAGAUCUGAAAAUAUAUUUUUAUAUUAUUUUACUUAUUUGGAAUUUACAGAACAAAAAUAAGUAAUUAGGAUAUAACAAAAUUACUGUUUUUUCAACUUUGUUUUUUAAACCUUUUAUUUCUAUAAAAGAUC